UUGUGAAAAUCAAUCGUUCCCAUACUGUGUAUGAUUUUGGAGAAAGCUAAGGUACAAAACUGACUUCGGACCAUGCAGCUUACAAGAGUAGAUCGAGAGCAGCACGAAAUAAACGCCUUGUCAGUCUGAGCCUCCCUGGACUCAAUCACUUACAGUCAUUCUGGUCAAGAUGUUUAAGGUAGCAGUGGCCACCGCCAUUGUUGUUGGUUUUAUUGGAUGUUGUUUAGGAAUCACUGGAGCCAAUCAAACAAUAACUCGGGCUUAUAAAGAAAGGAUCUUUUAUUUAUCGACUAUUUUCCAAAAGUAUUCCAGAAACGAUGAAACAAUUACUUUGGCUAAUGUCAGUAAACUGAUGGUCAACCUGGGACUCCCAGCAAUUUCAGAUAAAGCGCCCUUUGUCGCCGUGGCUGGUGCUAAAGAGAAUGAUACUCACUGCCAUGACGAAGAGACCGGAUGUUCAUUCCUACGUACCAACAGAGACACCGCCAAAAAUAGUCCGACCAAGCGGUCCUUGCCUGCAGACAAUACUCAUUAUAGUCACAGUAAGUGUUUGAACACUAUGGAGUUGAUGAUGGUCUACCACUUUCAAGAUAAAAUGGCGAUAAGCAAAGACGAAUUCAUGGAUUUAUGUCCAAGUCUGAUUGUUCUUUUGGACAAAGAUGAAUGCAAGAAAAACAUGACACCUUCCAUGAGUCAUAAGGAAUUACAUGACGAAGAGAAACGAACCUUGGCCUCCAUUCCAGCUAGUGUUUGGGGAUACAGCUCCUUGGCAAUUUUGAUCAUCAGUUUGGUCGGCCUUCUUGGAGUGGCAGUUAUUCCCAUCAUGCAACGCGUGUUUUACAACCACCUGUUGCAGUUCCUCGUGGCGCUGGCAGUUGGCGCCCUCUCUGGUGACGCAAUGCUCCAUCUUAUUCCUCAUGCACUGGCUGUUGAGGACGAACACGCUCAUGGACAUUCCACUACAGGCGCAGGACUAACAGACGAACAGAAAAACGUCUUUAAAGGGCUGACGGCACUCGUCGGAAUUUUCAUCUUCUUCUUCAUCGAAAGAGUGAUGACUAUUGUCACAAACAUUAAGAGGAAGCGGAAAGAGAAAAUCCACUACGAGCACCAGUUGGAAUUAGCAGCCCGACUCGGGGAUGACGAGAUAGAACAGAUUAAAAAAGCUCACGAGCUCGCUCAUCUCUACCAGCACGAACACGACUGCGAAUCGCUGAACUGGGGAUUGAAUCCGGGAACCAGAGCACUGGAACAUUUUGCCGAGGAGGCCAACAGAGAAAAACAGGAAGAUGAGGUCUUGAUGAAGAAAAUUAACGAGCAGAAAAAGAUGGAACGCAAAAACUCCAAGGCGAACCUGAACCGGCAGCUGAGUCGUUCCCAUAGCCAUUCCCACUCCCAUGACGAAGGCAUUCCUAAAGAUGUAGCAGCGGUGGCCUGGAUGGUCAUUUUUGGGGACGGGAUUCAUAAUUUUUGUGACGGACUGGCGAUCGGAUCAGCCUUCGCUGCUUCUAUGACAGGUGGCAUCAGUACCACUAUUGCUGUGUUCUGCCAUGAGCUGCCUCACGAAAUAGGUGACUUUGCUGUACUUUUGAAGGCGGGAAUGAAGCCAAAGCAGGCGAUCGUUUAUAACGUGGUGUCGUCUGUGUUAGCGUUUUGUGGGAUGUUGAUUGGCGUCAUGCUUGGUAACAUUGAGGCAGCAAGUCUCUGGAUCUUCACUGUGGUGGGCGGAAUGUUCCUCUAUAUUGCUUUGGUUGAUAUGUUGCCAGAAAUGAUGACAGUCGAUGCUAAAGAAGGAGAGAACCCUUUCUUCCACCUCUUAUUCCAGGCAUGUGGCAUGUUUCUGGGAAUCGGAAUCAUGCUACUCAUAGCUCUGUACGAGGAAAACAUGAAAACAAUGAUGGAGCCAUAACACCGUGCUCUCCUCGAAACUGCCAGAAAUCCAUGAACAAUUCUCUUGCAUUAUUGCAAUUUUUUCGAAUCUUAUAUCAUACUAGUAUUGUAUA
Messenger RNA from Saccostrea cuccullata (small rock oyster), 2003 nucleotides. RefSeq names its product zinc transporter ZIP10-like. The record is from RefSeq and is a predicted model, not a curated record. Gene Ontology annotation, cellular component: plasma membrane. Gene Ontology annotation, molecular function: zinc ion transmembrane transporter activity; monoatomic cation:bicarbonate symporter activity. Bases 170 to 1909 code for a protein of 579 amino acids. NCBI's taxonomy places the organism in Eukaryota, Metazoa, Mollusca, Bivalvia, Ostreida, Ostreidae. The transcript is spliced from 9 exons. Gene Ontology annotation, biological process: intracellular monoatomic cation homeostasis; zinc ion import across plasma membrane.